This is a messenger RNA of Thamnophis sirtalis, 4832 nucleotides long. NCBI's taxonomy places the organism in Eukaryota, Metazoa, Chordata, Lepidosauria, Squamata, Natricidae. The record is from RefSeq and is a predicted model, not a curated record.
GAAUACAAGCGCAAGCAGUUGGAGGAACAACGGCAAGCGGAGAGGCUACAACGACAACUGCAACAAGAACGAGAUUAUCUAGUUUCUUUACAGCAGCAACAGCGACAAGAACAAAGACCAACCGAAAAGAAGCCUCUCUAUCAUUACAAGGAAGGGAUGAACGCCACUGAGAAGCCAGCUUGGGCAAAGGAGGUUGAAGAACGUUCCAGACUUAACCGGCAAAGUUCCCCAGCCAUGCCUCACAAGGUGGCCAACAGAAUUUCUGACCCAAACCUUCCACCUCGAUCAGAAUCCUUUAGUAUUAGCGGGGUGCAGCCUGCUCGGACACCACCCAUGUUGCGAUCAGUGGAUCCACAGAUUCCACAUCUGGUCAGUGUGAAAUCCCAGGGACCUUCCUUGCCUGCCUCUCAGUCACUGCAUGAACAACCCACAAAGGGAAUGGCUGGGUUGCAGGAAGCCCUAACGGUGACCUCUCACCGCACUGAGAUGCCAAGGCAGAACUCGGACCCCACUUCCGAAAAGCCUCCUCUCCCCCCUCGUGUUGAAAAGUUUGAUCGAAGUUCUUGGUUACGACAGGAAGAAGACAUUCCACCAAAGGUGCCUCAACGAACUACUUCCAUUUCACCUGCAUUAGCUCGGAAGAACUCACCUGGGAAUGGGAAUGCUCUAGGACCUCGACUCGGAUCACAGCCCAUAAGAGCAAGUAACCCAGACCUGCGGAGAACGGAGCCCAUCAUAGAAAACCUGAUACAGAGGACAAGCAGUGGCAGUUCUUCCAGCUCCAGCACCCCCAGUUCACAGCCCAGUUCACAGGCCGGCUCCCAGCCUGGAUCCCAAGCUGGCUCCAGUGAACGGAACCGAGCCAGAGGAAAUGCCAAGCUUGAAGGAUCACCCAUCCUCCCACAUGAACCAGCCAAGGUAAAGCAGGAAGACAGCAAGGAGAUGACCCGACCAAGUCGACCUGCUGAUCUGACUGCUUUAGCAAAAGAACUGCGGGAACUGCGGAUUGAAGAAACCAACCGGCCUUUAAAGAAAGUUACCGAUUAUUCCUCUUCCAGUGAGGAGUCUGAAAGCAGCGAAGAGGAGGAAGAAGACGGAGAAAGUGAAACACAAGAUGGCACUGUGCCCGUCAGCGACAUCCCACGGCUUAUCUAUAGUUCAGGUGAAAAUUCAUGUUGCUUUCUGGGUUUUUCCCUUCUCGUACAGGAUCUGACUGCUUUAGCAAAAGAACUGCGGGAACUGCGGAUUGAAGAAACCAACCGGCCUUUAAAGAAAGUUACCGAUUAUUCCUCUUCCAGUGAGGAGUCUGAAAGCAGCGAAGAGGAGGAAGAAGACGGAGAAAGUGAAACACAAGAUGGCACUGUGCCCGUCAGCGACAUCCCACGGCUUAUACCAACGGGAAUGCCGGCCAACAAUGAGUCCUACAAUCUAGGAAUGGUAUCGAGCCAUGGUGGUCUGGAGCCCCCCCACCCUGACAAAUUUAGCAGUAUUUCAAGAGAAGGGACUUUAAUGAUAAGGGAGACUUCUGGUGACCACAAGCGCUCAGGCCACCCAGCCAGCAAUGGUUUUGCUGGCCAUGUCAACCUUCCCGAUCUAGUGCAACAAAGCCACUCACCUGCGGGCACGCCGACUGAGGGCUUGGGGAGAGUCUCCACCCAUGGGCAAGAGAUGGAGCCAGUGGCUGAAGUAGGUAGCAGAGGCCCUUUGGGUUUUAGACACUUGUCUGUUUCCCUUUGUUUCGCUUUGUACCUCCAGGAACACUUUACAAGCCCCCCAAAGCCUAUGCAUGCCCUGUUUUUGGUAUUUUUUGCAUCGGUAAGAUCAGGGGGAAGUAGCCAAGUAUUUUUCAUGACCCUGAACAGAAAUUCCAUGAUGAACUGGUAAUGAAGGAGCAACUUGGUGCUUAUUUUGAUGCCAAGAUGUAUUAAAUUUUGAAGGACAUCUGAAUUUGCAGAGUUACACUGUCAAAGCAAGUGAAGAAGAAGAUAUUGGGAUCCUGUAGCUUUCUUCGGUGAUCACAGUCUGCUCGUGCAGCCAGAUUCUGAGAACAUGACACACUUUUCCCAUAGUGAUUUCAGAAUGCAAAUUUCUUCAAGAUUCCAAGAGCGCAACACUGAGCAGGAAAGGACCAACGCUGAAGAGGUUGAGCCGAAUAAAUCUCUCUGAGGUGUUCAAACUAAGCUGUGAUAGAAUCAGCUCUAGGGUUUUUAAAAAUAAUAAUUAUUAUUUUUUUCCUUGAUCCUGAGUUUGUAUGAAUAGAGACAGGUCUUAAAGUGAAAACAGAAGAUCUGUUUUUAAUAACGUCUGCCUAUUAGCACCGAUUAUAUAGUAUGAUGUAAGGCAGACUCCCCUGACCUGGUGUCUUUUAGGUGUGGUGGACUAGAGCUCCCAUGAUCAUGGCUAGCAAGCCAAAUGGGUAUGUUGGUUUGGAAUGAUGGGAGUUGUAAUCAAACACAUCUGUGGAGGUUAGGCUGAGAACUGCUGUUAUAAAAGUUAUCACUUAAAACUGAUGCAAGAGAGCACAAUAAAUGUACCCUUUUUAAUCUUUGUGUGAGAGGCCCUAACCAUAGAGUGGCCACGUUUUGUAAACUCCUUUUUUGCUUUUAUGGACAUUUGUGUGGGGAUUAUUAUUUUGUUGUGGUUGUUUUUGUUUUAUUUUAUUUUAUUUUUUGCAAACAGGUCAGGAUAUUUCAGAUAAGAGUAUACGUGAGAUUUUUGUCCCAUUCCUGUGGGAAAUCUAAAUGGCUAGACAACCUAGCUUUGGAGAAUAUAAUACGAUCGUGAUAGAGUUAACUUUUUGUCCGUCUUUCGGUUCAUUCUUCUUCCCCAGCCUGGCCAUCUCCAGAUGGGAUCGAAAUGCCACCUCCCCAGAUUCUCAGCCAGCGAGGUCAUAUGCCGAAUAUAUUCUGGCUGAUCAAUGUUCUUCUUUAUAGAUCUUUGCAUAAUGGUGCUCAUUGAUUAAAAAAAAACAAAAAACAGCAGUGCCAUUCUUGUUAGUCAUUCCCACUGGUUGCCUUUCUCCAAGCUGUAACACGAAGGUGUCUCUAAAUGGGAAGCUAUUUGAAAUGUUGUAAGAUUCCAAAGAUUGGCUAAAGAAUGCCCCCCUAGCAGCUUGACACAUAAGGCAUCUUAACUCGGAUGUGUUUGAAUCCAAAUUGUACCUAUUCUGUACAGUUGUGCUAUACUUCGGGGGAUAAGGGGCAUGAUUCCUUGUAGAUACUGGUGUGUUUUAUUUCUUCCACUAAAAAUUACAAAGAGACGACAUCAUUCCGAUACUUCCAAGACGGAAGCCCCAAAUACAGAUCAGUAUUUUUUAAUCCAAUGGUGUCCUAUUCUCAAUAUGGAAAAUCUUAAUAAAAUAUUAAUAUCUCAGUACGAAGACGUGCAGGAGAAGGAGAGCAGAUUAAAGGAGGGUUUCAUUGAUCAGUAACCUGGCAUUUAGGUUCCAUCUUUCUGCCCUUCUCCCCCAUGUACCCAUCUGUAUAAUGACCAACAAAUGUGCAGAAGGAUGUAUGUUUUUAGUCUGAAUUUAUCUCUGUCUUUAUAUGCUUUGUUCAAAUUAUUUGUAUUUUCAAAUUAGUUGCUUCCACUGUCUCCAAGCCUGGAUUCUCCCCCUGGUUUCUGGAUAUGACGUAAUUGGAUCUGUUUUGCUAUUUUUAACCUACCUCAUUUUAUUUUUAUUUCAGUUCUCUUUUUCUUAUUAGCUCCCAUAGAUACCCGGAGAGUUUAAUUGGCUAGUCCAAGGAAUAGCUGAUAAUUCUGCGGAGGCCAGGUUUUCGAGAAGUGGAAAAUUAACAUCAAACUCUCCAUUUCCAUUUCCUCCCCACCCCUUUCAACCAUUCCAUAACUUCAGAUUUUUGACCGUAUAUGCGAGUCGACGCUACUGUAGUCACAACGCAUUGGUCCGUGAGAACAAGCUGGCCAUAAACACACAACCAUGCAAACUCAUCUGUCAGAGAGGCUACCCAAAAUUACUGGAAGCCAGGAGCUCAGGACGUCUUGCUAUCAUUGUGGAUACGUGAAGUUAUGAGUUACAAGCUAUGUUCCCAAAGUCAUCAGAAGUCACUGACUUCUCGGAAACAGGCUUUCUGGAUAGGCAAUGUGCAGCUGGAUGGGAGAAAUAACUGAUACCUUUCUUAAUGAUGCAUUCCAUCAGAAAUAAGCUCAUGUUUGUCAUCCACAUUCAACUCUAUCUCACUAUCUGACCUAGAGAGAUGACGGUGAUAGCAUUGCUGGCUAUAUGUACAACCAGAUGAACCUUUCGGGUUAAGCAUGCUCUGUCAUUCAUAUUCAACGUCAUUGGUGCUUCCAAACUUUCUGAAGAGAGUCUUGCUGGGCACCUUUCAACUUCAUACUGUUUGGCGGCUUUUCUGUAGUAAAACACGGUGGGAGGAGUUGCUGAUCAUCUAUGUCAGAGAUCUACAUCAGAGGAUCUUGCUUCUUCCCCCUUUAAAAAGGGGGCUAAUAUACGGAGCCAUAAGAUCAGACCCCAACAUUUGACACAUUAUUUCCGAGAUGGACAUUCAAACCCACUCUGCAUGCAUUCUGAGCAUCAAAGUUGCACUAGGUCCAUUUUUGGCUGAGCUCACAAAGGGGCUAAUUAGGAUUCUUUCAUUGCGUUAUUUAGUUAGGGUUUUGUAAGCUUAACAUUAAUCCAACUUCUACAGAUCAAAUGAUUAAUUUAUAGUCAAUUAUUAUGACUAGAAAAUGCCAUGACUUAAUCUAUAAAAGAGAGAGAGUUCAAUGUAUUGGCUCUUGGGCUAGAAACCAGGAGACCAUGAGUUCUAGUCCUGCCUUAGUACAAAGCCAGCUGGGUCACCUUGGGCCAGUCA